Messenger RNA from Colletotrichum acutatum, 2987 nucleotides. RefSeq names its product subtilase. The transcript has 2 exons. Gene Ontology annotation, biological process: proteolysis. Lineage: Eukaryota; Fungi; Ascomycota; Sordariomycetes; Glomerellales; Glomerellaceae. The record is from RefSeq and is a predicted model, not a curated record. Gene Ontology annotation, molecular function: serine-type endopeptidase activity. Gene Ontology annotation, cellular component: cell wall; membrane. The coding region runs from base 258 to 2915 and encodes 885 amino acids.
GCGUGCUCGCCCGAAAUGGUGCUCCCGAUUCCUUUCAUGACGACAACGAGAGGCCCAGUCUCGCGCCGUCUUGGCCCCCCGCCAGACGGGGGCUCGCCUUGGGAGUUGGACCGAGCGAACAAUCCAUCCCCCUCCUCCUCGGAUGGAGAACACACUCAUAGUAGUUAUAAAGCUGAACCCCCGGCGUGUCGGGCUCACGAGAUGAUUCCUUUCUCGCUAGCUCCGGUCUCCCACAGGUCAUCCGUCAGCCAAACACAAUGGUCAGAAGCAGUCUCUUGCUGCCGCUCCUUGCAGCGGCUUCCGCCGUCCAAGCCAAGGCCCCGUCUCCCAAGACCGUCGCUGGUGCCUUCAUCGUCGAGUUGGAGGAUGGACAGGAUGCCUCCGAGUUCUACGCAGAGGCAGAGAACGAUGCUAUCACUCGUUUGAACCUCACCUACUCUCUUUUCAAAGGCGCGUCCAUCCAGUUCAAGAACCUCGACACCGCCGACCAGAAGGCCGCCAAGCUCGGCCAGCUCGCUUCAGUCAAGAACAUCUGGCCCGUGAGGACCUACAGCAUCCCCAAGCCCGAGGUUGUCUGGACCGGUCAGCAGGGCCGCGACUACAUCGACCUCAGGAAGCGCCAGGAGGGCGAGGAUACCUUCUCGACCCACGUCAUGACCCAGGUCGACCAGCUUCACGCCAAGGGCGUCUCAGGCAAGGGCAUCAAGGUCGCUGUCAUUGACACCGGUAUCGACUACCUUCACCCCGCCCUCGGUGGCUGCUUCGGUGCCGACUGCCUCGUCAGCUACGGAACUGAUUUCGUCGGUGACGCCUACGAUGGCUUCAACGAGCAUUUCCCCGAUCCCGAUCCCAUGGAUUGCGGUGGUCACGGAACCCACGUUGCUGGUAUCAUUGCCGCUCAGAGCAACCCCUUCGGAUUCACCGGUACUGCCCCCGGUGUGACCCUCGGUGCUUACAAGGUCUUCGGAUGCGAGGGCCAGGUCAGCAACGAUAUCCUCAUUGCCGCUUACAACCGCGCCUACGAGGAGGGCAGCGACAUCAUCACCGCCUCCAUCGGUGGUCCCUCUGGUUGGACUGAUGAGCCCUGGGCCGCCACCGUCUCAAGAAUCGUUGAGGCUGGUGUCCCUUGCACAGUCUCUGCCGGUAACUCUGGUGACCAGGGUAUCUUCUUUGCCUCUACCGCCGCCAGCGGUAAGCACGUCACCGCCAUCGCCUCCUUUGACAACAUCAUCACCCCGGCUGUUCUCAUUGAGAACUCCUUCACCAUUGCCGGCGGCGAGUCCCAGAACUUCUCCUACACCCCCGGUGAACCCCAGAACUGGGCUGGCGUCGACCUUCCCCUCUGGGCCACGAGCACCGACUCCACCUCUACCGCUGCCCUCGGCUGCGACCCUUACCCUGCCGGCACUCCCGAUCUCAGCGGUAAGAUCGUGCUCGUUCGCAGAGGUACCUGCACCUUCGUUACCAAGGCCCAGAACGCCGUCAACGCUGGUGCCAAGUAUGUCAUGCUCUACAACAACGCCGCCGGUGCUGGCUCUGUCUCUGCCGCCGUUGAGGGUCUCGAGGCUAUUGGCAUGACCACCCCUGACCAGGCCGCCGUCUGGCUCACUGCUCUUGCUGCUGGAUCCGAGGUUGUCCUUCACAUGACCGAUCCCAAGGAGGCUGAGCAGAUCCUGAUCAACUCCAACAACACCGCCACUGGAGGCUCCAUCUCCAGCUUCAGCUCCUGGGGUCCCAACUGGGACGGUCUUCAGAAGCCUCAGUUCGGUGCCGUCGGUGGUAACGUUCUGUCCACCUACCCCAGAGCCCUGGGAAGCUACGCCGUCCUUUCUGGUACCUCCAUGUCUUGCCCCCAGACCGCCGGUAUCGUUGCCCUGAUCGCCGAUGUCCGCAAGACUCUGGACCCCGCCACCAUUGAGAACCUUCUCUCUGCCCACGCCAACCCCGUCAAGUUCAACUACGGAACCGGCCCCGAUGCUCUUCUUGCUCCCGUUCCCCAGCAGGGUGGUGGUCUCGUCCAGGCUUUUGAUGCCGCCUACUCCACAGUCAUUCUUAGUCACUCCAGCCUUUCCUUCAACGACACUGACAACUUCAUCCCCGAGCUCAACUUCACCAUCAAGAACACCGGCGCUGAGUCCGUGUCCUACGACCUGAGCAACGUCGGUGCCGCCACUGCCUACACCUUCGAGGCCGCUGGAGAUCUUUUCCCUGCUGUCUUCCCUAAUGAGCUGUCCGCUGAGUACGCCACCCUUGCCUUCAGCGAGGAGAAGGUCACCGUCCCUGCCGGCGGCGAGGUCACCGUCCUGGUCACCCCCACCCCUCCUACCCUUGACGCCGGCCGCCUCCCCGUCUGGUCCGGCUUCAUCGCCCUGAACGGCUCCGAUGGCACCAGCCUUUCCCUUCCCUACCAGGGCAUCGCCGGCAGCCUCCACAGCCACGUCACCCUCGACCAGGCCCUCAUGACCACCUCCACCAGCGCAAAGGCUGAGGAGUACGAGCCUGUUCCCAGCAACUACACCUUCACUCUCCCUCCCCCUGGCACUGCCAACGAGACCAAGGCCGUCCUCCCCGCCCUCGCCGUCAACAUGGCCUUCGGCUCCUCCUUUGUCCGCGCUGACUUGGUUCCCCUGACCACUUGCCCCCCUAACAUCACCCACGAGGUCUGGGGCAUCAAGACCCUCGGCCAGCCCCGCUCCUUCCCUUACCUGUACGUCUCUCGCGGUGUCUUUGCCGUUAACUUUGACGGCCAGCUCGAGGACGGCACCUACGCUCCUGCUGGCAAGUACAAGUUUGCCAUCAAGUCUCUCCGUGUCUUUGGUGACGCGACGAAGCUUGAGGAGUAUGAUACCACUGAGACUGAGCCGUUCCGCAUCGUUUACGGUGCCGCGAACGCGACCGCUCCUGCUAGACACUAGGAGAGUGUAGCAAAUGUGCCACGAUAGCAUCACACGUCUAUACGACAUCUCUUCAUGUAAAUAAUUUCAUAG